CGCAGGAGGCGGCCCAUGGCUGCCCUUGGCGAGGCGGCGGCGCGGUGGGCACCCGGACUGUGGCGGCGGGCGGCGCGCGCGGCCGCGGCGUUUGGGGGCUGCCGUUUCGCGAGCGGCUCGCAGAACCCUCCCACCUUUGGGCUCCUGUUGGACAUCGAUGGGGUGCUGGUUCGGGGCCACCAGGUCAUCCCCGCUGCGAGGGAGGCCUUCCGCAGGCUCGUGGACUCCCAGGGGCAGCUGCGGGUGCCCGUGGUCUUUGUCACGAACGCGGGGAACAUCUUACAGUGCAGCAAAGCCCAGGAGCUGUCAGCCCUGCUGGGCUUCCAGGUGGAGCCCGACCAGGUGAUACUGUCCCACAGCCCCAUGAAGCUCUUCUCACAGCAUCACGACAAGCGGAUGCUGGUGUCUGGGCAGGGGCCCCUGGUGGAAAAUGCCCGAGCACUGGGCUUCAAGCACGUGGUCACAGUGGAUGAGCUGCGGGCGGCCUUCCCUGUGCUGGACGUGGUGGAUCUGCAGCGGCGGCCCAAGACCACGCCCCUUCCAAGGAACGAGUUCCCUGCGAUCGAAGGGGUGCUCCUCCUUGGGGAGCCCGUGCGCUGGGAGACGAGCCUGCAGCUGAUCAUGGACGUCCUCCUCAGCGACGGGAACCCCGGCACCGGUCUGGCAACGGCCCCCUAUCCCCACCUCCCCGUCCUGGCCAGCAACACGGACCUCCUCUGGAUGGCCGAAGCCAAGAUGCCCAGGUUCGGCCACGGCACCUUCCUGCUGUGCCUGGAGGCCAUUUACCGGAAGGUGACGGGCAGAGAGCUGUGCUACGCGGGCCUGAUGGGCAAGCCCAGCCUCCUCACCUACCAGUACGCGGAGGGCCUGCUCGCCAGGCAGGCGGCGCGGCGGGGCUGGGCGGCCCCGAUCCGGAGUCUCUACGCCGUGGGCGACAACCCCAUGUCCGACAUCUAUGGGGCCAACCUGUUCCACCAGCACCUGCAGACGAGGCGGGAGGGGGCGGCCCGGAGCUGCGCCUCCAUCCUGGUGUGCACCGGCGUGUACGGCCCCCGGGCCCCGGGCCCCGCUGCUCCCAGCCCGGGUGGCGAGGGGCCUCCGUUCCACGGGCACCGGGACCUCGGCUUCAGCCCGGGGCUCCUGCAGGCGGCCCACGUGGUGAGCGACGUGCACGAGGCCGUGCGGCUGGUCCUCGGCAGGGAGGGCUGGGCUCUGUAGCAGGGAGGGAGGUGCCCCCCCCCCCCCCCCCCCCCCCCCCCCCCCCCCGCCAGCGCCGUGACACUCCCGCUCCUCCUGGGCGGGGCCGCACGAUCGUUCCCGGGGUAGCAUUUGGGUGGCAGCCUCAGAUUUUUCUGGGCCGGUUCCUGUCUGCCUGCGCC
Messenger RNA from Kogia breviceps (pygmy sperm whale), 1379 nucleotides. RefSeq names its product haloacid dehalogenase like hydrolase domain containing 5 (gene HDHD5). The record is from RefSeq and is a predicted model, not a curated record. Gene Ontology annotation, biological process: glycerophospholipid biosynthetic process. NCBI's taxonomy places the organism in Eukaryota, Metazoa, Chordata, Mammalia, Artiodactyla, Physeteridae. Gene Ontology annotation, cellular component: mitochondrion.